This is a messenger RNA of Arvicola amphibius (Eurasian water vole), 2271 nucleotides long. RefSeq names its product doublecortin like kinase 1 (gene Dclk1). Gene Ontology annotation, molecular function: ATP binding; protein kinase activity; microtubule binding. Gene Ontology annotation, biological process: retina development in camera-type eye; neuron migration; intracellular signal transduction. The record is from RefSeq and is a predicted model, not a curated record. Gene Ontology annotation, cellular component: neuron projection; axoneme. The transcript has 16 exons. The coding region runs from base 1 to 2271 and encodes 756 amino acids. NCBI's taxonomy places the organism in Eukaryota, Metazoa, Chordata, Mammalia, Rodentia, Cricetidae.
AUGUCGUUUGGCAGAGAUAUGGAGUUGGAGCAUUUUGAUGAACGGGACAAGGCGCAGAGGUACAGCAGGGGGUCCCGGGUGAACGGUCUGCCCAGUCCCACACACAGCGCCCACUGCAGCUUCUACCGCACGCGCACACUGCAGACGCUCAGCUCCGAGAAGAAAGCCAAGAAGGUUCGAUUCUACAGAAAUGGUGACCGCUACUUCAAAGGGAUUGUGUACGCCAUCUCACCAGACCGCUUCCGAUCCUUUGAGGCCCUGCUGGCUGAUUUGACCCGAACUCUCUCGGAUAACGUGAAUUUGCCCCAGGGGGUGAGAACCAUCUACACCAUCGAUGGAGUCAAGAAGGUCUCCAGCCUGGACCAGCUGGUGGAAGGUGAAAGCUAUGUCUGCGGCUCGAUUGAGCCUUUUAAGAAGUUGGAAUACACCAAGAAUGUGAACCCCAACUGGUCCGUGAACGUCAAGACCACCUCGGCUUCCCGGGCAGUGUCUUCGCUGGCCACUGCCAAGGGGGGACCCUCAGAGGUUCGGGAGAAUAAGGAUUUCAUUCGACCCAAGCUGGUCACCAUCAUCAGGAGCGGGGUGAAGCCACGGAAGGCUGUCAGGAUCCUGCUGAACAAGAAGACGGCUCAUUCCUUCGAGCAGGUUCUCACUGACAUUACAGAUGCCAUCAAGCUGGACUCGGGCGUGGUGAAGCGCCUGUACACCCUGGAUGGGAAGCAGGUGAUGUGCCUUCAGGACUUUUUUGGUGACGAUGACAUUUUUAUUGCAUGUGGACCAGAGAAGUUCCGUUACCAGGAUGAUUUCUUGCUAGAUGAAAGUGAAUGUCGCGUGGUGAAAUCCACUUCUUACACCAAAAUAGCAUCAUCGUCCCGCAGAGGCACAACCAAGAGCCCAGGACCUUCCAGGCGAAGCAAGUCCCCGGCCUCCACCAGCUCAGUCAAUGGAACCCCUGGUAGUCAGCUCUCCACUCCACGUUCGGGCAAGUCACCAAGUCCGUCACCCACCAGCCCAGGAAGCCUGCGGAAGCAGAGGAUCUCUCAGCAUGGCGGCUCCUCUACUUCACUUUCGUCCACAAAAGUUUGCAGCUCCAUGGAUGAGAAUGACGGCCCUGGGGAAGGUGAUGCGCUCGAGAGAAAGCACAGCUUGCAGGGGGGAUGGAGGAAGGAAGAGUCGGAGGAAGGCUUCCAGAUUCCUGCCACAAUAACAGAGCGAUACAAAGUUGGGAGAACAAUAGGAGAUGGAAAUUUCGCUGUUGUCAAGGAAUGUGUAGAGAGGUCAACUGCUCGGGAGUAUGCCCUGAAAAUCAUCAAGAAAAGCAAAUGUCGAGGCAAAGAGCACAUGAUCCAGAACGAGGUGUCUAUCUUGAGGAGGGUGAAGCACCCCAACAUUGUCCUCUUGAUCGAAGAGAUGGAUGUGCCCACUGAGCUGUACCUCGUUAUGGAAUUAGUGAAGGGCGGAGACCUUUUUGAUGCCAUCACUUCCACUAGCAAAUACACAGAGCGAGAUGCCAGUGGGAUGCUGUACAACCUGGCCAGUGCCAUCAAAUACCUGCACAGCCUGAACAUCGUCCACCGUGACAUCAAGCCGGAGAACCUGCUGGUAUAUGAGCACCAGGAUGGCAGUAAGUCGCUCAAGUUGGGUGACUUUGGUCUGGCCACCAUUGUUGAUGGCCCUCUGUACACAGUCUGUGGCACCCCAACAUAUGUGGCUCCCGAAAUCAUUGCAGAGACUGGAUAUGGCCUCAAGGUGGACAUCUGGGCAGCCGGUGUGAUCACUUACAUCCUGCUGUGUGGUUUCCCUCCGUUCCGUGGGAGUGGUGAUGACCAAGAGGUGCUUUUUGAUCAGAUUUUGAUGGGCCAAGUGGACUUCCCACCUCCGUACUGGGACAAUGUGUCAGAUUCUGCUAAGGAACUCAUCAACAUGAUGCUGCUGGUUAACGUGGACCAGAGAUUCUCAGCCUUGCAGGUCCUUGAGCAUCCCUGGGUUAAUGAUGACGGUCUCCCAGAAAAUGAGCAUCAGCUGUCAGUAGCUGGCAAGAUCAAGAAGCAUUUCAACACGGGCCCCAAGCCGAACAGCACGGCAGCCGGAGUUUCCGUUGUAGCAACCACCGCUCUUGAUAAGGAGAGGCAGGUUUUCCGACGAAGACGCAACCAGGAUGUGAGGAGCCGAUACAAGGCACAGCCAGCUCCACCAGAACUCAACUCGGAAUCAGAAGACUACUCUCCCAGCUCCUCUGAGACUGUUCGCUCCCCUAAUUCACCCUUUUAA